GUUAUGUACAAAUUGAAGAAGCGUGUGGGAUAACUUUCCCUCCACCCAGGCCCAUCCAACCUUCCCCCACUAUAAAUAUGACCUUUCCGACCAUGCCUUUCCAUCAAAAUAUUCGUCCCCAUUCCAUUGCCUUAUUCCGCUCCGUGGGUCGUGACCUUAACUAUUCGGUCGAUCUUGGGCGAGGACGAGGAACUGGAGCUAGGGUUUCUAUCGCCCUCCGAUUUAUUUCUCCCAGAGCUGCUCCAACUGAUACAAUGAUGCAAGGGAAGUCUCUUUUAAAUCCAUACGCCACUCCCUAUGUGCCUCUCUCAAACGUUAUUCCUGGAGUAAGUUUUGAAAGAGACAAUAAGGCCACCAAGAAGAUAUUGGGUGAUGCUGAAAACAAUGAAGUCAUUGAGAACUCUGCAGACUACCAGCUACUAGACUCUGUUUCGGUGGAUUAUGACGUCCAGGGUUUAGAGAAACGUAACGCUUCCGAUGAGUCAUCCCGAAAGAUUGGUGACCCGUGGAAUUCUGAUUACACUUUCCAAGAUGCAAUUCCUUCAAGUGAGAAGCAAAGUGCAGUGGAUGAUCCCAAUAUGGUGAUGGACUGGCUCUCAUCCAUGUUUCCCAAUAUUUCUAUGGAGUCGCUUGCUGAAUUGUUGAAUGCAAAUCAUGGUGAUCUGAAUCAGACAAUCGACGUGCUGGAGCAGCUUGAGUAUGAAGGUGAUGAGAUGGAGAACUCUGCAGAAGCUUCUGCGACCAGCAACAGGUUGGGUGAUCCUCCCGAGAGAGCUAACGCGAGCGGAAUAAGCAGUUCAAUUUGAUCCUGCCCAAAGGGGUCAAAAGUUUGACCAUCUAUGGUGCACUCCGUAAAGGUUAUGCUGUAAGUUCUGUUGAGAGUAGCAUAGGAUAUUAGAUCUCUUUUUCUUUGUUGCUUAUCUGAGGGUUUUCACCUCAUAUAUACUUGCUGCAAGCUUGUAAUCUGUUUCUGAAUUUGUUAGUGGUUGUACAAUUCUUUUCUGGGUUUUCUCAUGGGUCUUUGUUGAUCUUGUAGAUUAAACUCUUCAUCAAUGGUCAUCAGCCUCUCCUACUCUUUUUCCACCUUCUCU
This is a messenger RNA of Elaeis guineensis (African oil palm), 1091 nucleotides long. RefSeq lists its product as uncharacterized. The record is from RefSeq and is a predicted model, not a curated record. NCBI's taxonomy places the organism in Eukaryota, Viridiplantae, Streptophyta, Magnoliopsida, Arecales, Arecaceae. Gene Ontology annotation, molecular function: ubiquitin binding.